AUGCAACAUGGCUGAGUUGAGGACCAUCGACAGAUGAUGAUCAGCGACCCUGCACGCACUGUGUUUGGGGGCGUUAACCUCCACUUCACCAGACACGCCCGCUUCCCUUCUAGCUGAGUUCACUCGUAUUCGGUUACCGGAGACUUUCAGAAGUGAUUCCUUUGACAAGGAAAGACCAAGAGACCGCAAAUCACUCCCGAAAGGACAGGAGCCAAGAACGGAUCUAUAGCCUGGAGGAGGUUCCUUGCUUCGGUCUCCUCACGCGCUCCUUUUAUCUGAGAACUGAAAGAGAUUUCUGAAAAAAAUCAACAACAGUAGGCUAGAUGAAGAAAUAAAACUUGUUUGAUUGGGGAAUGCCUAUUUGCCUUCUCUAAAAUGUUGGCUCUUUCUUGAAGUGAAGUUUAAUGAUUUCUGGGAGCGCUCCUUGGCUCCCCCUCGUCACUUUCACUUGAUGGUCUAGGAGGACUUUUCUUCUUCACAAGAGUUGUUGACGCAAAGGUCACUAACCCCUGGACGUUGACAGCUCCCUUUCUCCAUCCACUAGCAGACCCUCAUCUCGUUCAUAUUUCUCUUUCUCUCUCGCUCUCUCUAGUUUCUGAGAGAAAACGACAAAAGAAGUGAGAAACAUUACGCCACUUGUGCCCUAACCAUCUCUAUCGCCAUCUGUGUGAUAAAAAGUCACGGGGAAGGAAGGAAAAGGAAGCGAGAGAGAGGGGGAAAUAGUGAUUGACGGCAGGAGGAACAGUGUGUUUUGAUGUUUGGGAUCCAGGAGAACAUCCAGAGGAGCGGGAGUGUUAUGAAAGAAGAGCCCAUGGUGGCCGGGAUGAAUGCGGCGCGGAGCUGGAUGCAGGGCGCCGGGCUGCUGGACGCCAACACAGCCGCCCAGAGCGGAGUGGCCCUGGCCCGGGCACAUUUCGAGAAGCAACCGCCCUCAAACCUCCGCAAGUCCAACUUCUUCCACUUCGUGCUGGCUCUGUACGACAGACAAGGGCAGCCGGUGGAGAUAGAGAGAACCAGCUUCGUUGGAUUUGUUGAAAAGGAAAAGGAAACGUCAGGGGAAAAUACCAACAAUGGGAUACAUUACAGGCUACAGCUCCUAUACAGCAAUGGUAUCAGGACAGAACAGGAAUUUUACGUGCGCCUCAUCGAUUCCAUGACCAAACAGGCGAUCAUCUAUGAGGGACAGGAUAAGAACCCUGAGAUGUGUCGGGUUCUACUGACUCACGAGAUUAUGUGCAGUCGGUGUUGUGAUAAGAAGAGUUGUGGCAACAGAAACGAGACGCCAUCUGACCCCGUCAUCAUUGACAGGUUUUUCCUCAAGUUCUUCCUGAAAUGCAACCAGAACUGUCUGAAGAACGCAGGGAACCCACGAGACAUGAGACGCUUUCAGGUGGUGGUGUCUACCACGGUGAGUGUGGACGGUCAUGUCCUCACUGUCUCUGACAACAUAUUUGUCCACAACAACUCUAAACACGGUCGCCGGGCCAGGAGACUAGACCCCUCAGAAGGAACACCCUCGUACCUGGAGCAUGCCACCCCCUGUAUUAAGGCGAUCAGCCCCAGUGAGGGCUGGACUACAGGUGGGGCCACAGUCAUUAUCAUAGGAGAAAACUUAUUUGAUGGACUCCAGGUCAUAUUUGGUACCAUGCUGGUCUGGAGCGAGCUGAUCACAGCCCACGCCAUCCGGGUGCAGACUCCCCCUAGACACAUCCCCGGGGUCGUAGAGGUCACGCUGUCAUACAAGUCUAAACAGUUCUGCAAGGGCACACCUGGACGCUUCAUAUACACAGCGUUGAAUGAGCCCACUAUAGAUUACGGCUUCCAGAGGUUACAGAAGGUCAUCCCCAGACAUCCAGGAGACCAGGAGAGACUACCUAAGGAAGUCAUUCUAAAGAGAGCGGCAGACUUGGUAGAAGCGCUGUACGGGAUGCCACACAACAACCAGGAGAUGAUUCUGAAGCGGGCAGCAGACAUGGCAGAGGCGUUGUAUACAACAGUGCCACGCGGCCACAACCAGCUGACCGGGCUGGGCAGCGGCUCCGUCCACGCCGGCAUGAUGGCCGUCAACUCCUUCCCCGGGUCAGAGGUCACACAGAUAGCCAAUCAGGGUUACAGUAGGAGUAGCAGCAGUGUAUCUCCUCAUGGUUAUGUCCCCAGCACCACACCACAGCAGACCAGCUACAGCUCUGUUUCCACUAGCAUGAACGGCUACACUAACUCUGGCAUGACCACACUAGGAACCUCACCCAACUUCCUCAACGGGUCAGCCGCCAACUCACCCUACGCUAUCGUUCCCUCCAGUCCCACCAUGGCCUCCUCCACCAAUCUUCCCUCCAACUGCAGUAGUUCUUCAGGCAUAUUCUCCUUCUCUCCGGCCAACAUGGUGUCUGCUGCGGUCAAACAGAAGAGCGCCUUCGCCCCUGUUGUACGGCCGCAGACCUCCCCUCCACUCACCUGCACCAGCGCUAUUGCUAACGGACUGCAAGUAGAUCAGUCUUUUGUGGACUCUAGCAAGUACUCCUCCUCCAGCUCUCUUCAGGGUCUGUCCUUCUCCUGAAUGAUUCCCGGGAUGAUUGUUCCAUCCAUGUAGAAGAUCUGUGAACGUUGAGGAUUUGGGAAUGUUGACAGGGAGAGAACAUGUCUGACGUGUCUCUGUCUCACACUCCAACCCUCUGGACCUGAACAGAACACUGAACUAAAAAAGGAAGCCUUGUUAAACUCGGGCCUUUCUAGAAGGAAUCUCAUUGGAAGGAAGAAGGAGAAGAAGAGGACAAAAAUAUAAAAAAUUGGAGUCGAAUAAUAAAGUUAUUUGAAUUCAAUUGAACUGAAUUGAACUGAAUUGAACUGAAUUUUAUUUAAUGGAAUUGACGAAAGACUGUAAGAUGUCUCAUGACCCUGUCCACACCACAAUUGAGUGAUAAUAUUGAUGAUCUCAUGACCCUGUCCACACAACAAUUCAGUGACAAUAUGACUGACCUCAUGACAAAAGCAUUUAUUUAUGUUUUCUGCGUAUUUAUUGGUAUGAUGUUUAAGUUUGAUCUUUUGUGUGCCUUCUUACAGACUGUAACACAUACAAACAACACUGAAGAUGAUUGGCUGUAAGGGUUUGUGUGAGUGGAUAGCUCUAACAUGACUGGAUAGGAGUUAAGAAGGGUUGUAACAAAGCUGUCUUGUAUCAGUUUACAUUUAGUAACUGUAAACAAACAAUGUAUAGCCUCAAAACACGGAUAAAAUUAUAAUUUCCAUAUCAUGGAUGGUUGCUACUUGCAUCCAUAGCCAUGUCUAUGAAUUUGAGAGUGGUUACAUUUCUCCAUCUCUCAGCAUUUUACUGAAACAGUGGUGGGGAAAAUAUUGUGUUAUUGAUUCAACUGCGGAAUGCCCCUUUAAAGGAUUCAAACAGACUGAGCUGAAAGAUAACUUCUACAAUUUUGAAAAAACGUUUUGAUGCUAACUUAUCACAGAAAUUGAAUCAGAGAUGUGCAAUUCCCUUUUAGUUUCAUUCAGAAAACACAUUUUAUAAAAUAUCUGAUUAUAAGUACUAUUUAUGUAAUAUAUUUGUGUGUAUAAAUAUCUAAAUGAUGGGUUUAUGAUUGGAUUUAUUUUACUUUGUUUUACCAAAGUUAUACUUUAACAUUAAUAUGUCUAAAGGCAGCUCUCGACACAGAUGGUAAUUUCACUGCAUUGUCAAGCUCUCAUCAUCUACUGUAUACUUUGCAAAAAUGAGAAGCACGGAUUUGGAGACAAAAGGGGGAGUUCUGUAUAAAGUGAUAAUUUAAAUAAUGUAUUUAUCUUUUGUAGCUCAGUUGGUAGAGCAUGGCGCUUGCAAUGCCAGGGUUGUGGGUUCGA
This is a messenger RNA of Coregonus clupeaformis (lake whitefish), 3846 nucleotides long. RefSeq names its product transcription factor COE1-A-like. Gene Ontology annotation, molecular function: RNA polymerase II cis-regulatory region sequence-specific DNA binding; DNA-binding transcription factor activity, RNA polymerase II-specific. The transcript has 17 exons. The coding region runs from base 755 to 2557 and encodes 600 amino acids. NCBI's taxonomy places the organism in Eukaryota, Metazoa, Chordata, Actinopteri, Salmoniformes, Salmonidae. Gene Ontology annotation, biological process: regulation of transcription by RNA polymerase II. The record is from RefSeq and is a predicted model, not a curated record.